CCUAUGGUUCGUCACAGAUACCUUUUGCAACGGCGUAUAGGUGACGCAAGUUGUGACGACAAAAUUUCGUCACCAAAACGUUAUGCGACGGAAUUUUACUUCUUUUGUGACGAAUAUUAUUGUUACAAAACAUGCUUUUUCUUGUAGUGUACAUAGACAUCUACCAACAACUCGAGUUAAGAUCUCUAUAUGAACAUAUUCCAACAACUCGAGUUAUCGAGAUCAGUUGAUUUAUCUAGAUCAUUCGGUUAAUUAAUUAGGUGAGGUGUCGUCUUACUCUAUUAUGUUCGGAAUAUCCAGAUCAUCGUGAAUCCUAUAAUCGAGGCGUUUUUACAUUGCUUAGUGCACCUAAGCCAUCUCCUCUUGGUAAAUGUGAAAAUUGUUAGAAGUAGAAGUACGUAUUUGUAAUUAACCAGUUUAGGGUUAAUACUCGGCCAAGUAUAUAAUGGUUGUAUGACCGAUAUUCACUUUGUAUCGUGUACGUGAAUAAUACUCAAGAACUCUUCCUUGUGCCGUGAACUAGUCUCAACGAUCAUCGUUGAGGAAACCACGUAAAUCCCGUGUCUCGUACUUAUAUUUCUGUGAUUAAUCUCUGUUUGACAAAAACAUAUUGUACAACAUGCAAGAAAGAAAAAUUCGAAACCUCCAAUUUCUAGACUAGUGAUAUUACCACUAAUUCAAACCCUUUUCGUCGCCACGUCCCUCUCUUUCUUCGGGUAAUUAGCAUAAAUAGUCACAAGCCUUUGCACUUAGUACAAAACAGUCACAAACCUUUAAUUUGUAACCAUUUGAUAACAAAACUUUUUACUUAGAACAAAAUGGUCACAAAUUAAACAGUGUGACCAUUUCAUACUAGUUCAAACUUUUGUUACCGUGUCGUUGCAAAUUAGACUUUUGGUGACCGUUUUGUACAAAUUAAGUUCAAAAGUUUGAACGCUCAAUCACAAUUACAAUUUGCACUAGUUGUAUGGUGGUUUUGUUAAUGUAUGUGAAUGAUAUGAUCGUCAUAAAGGAUGACAAUGAGAGGCAAUGGCUCACAAACGGGUUCCGAACAGCUUUUUAGUUGAAAAAACACUGUCUACUUUCUUACUUUCUUGGUAUCGAAAUUGAAAGGUCAACUGAGGGCAUUCUUAUUCGGCAAAGCAAAUAUGUCGAUGAACACAUAACCUGACAUCUUAUAUGUCGUUCAAGUGGUUAGUGUCAUAUACUUAACGAACAAACUACCCGACCUCAAAACAUGACAAACAUUUAAUUUGUAACGAUUCGGUAACAAACCUUUUCACUUAAAACAAAACGGUCACAAAUUAAAUAGCGGUGACCAUUUUAUACAAUUUCAAAGUUUUGUUACCGUAUUGUUACAAAUUAAAAGUUUGUGACCGUUUUGUACUAAGUGUAAAGGUUUGUUACCAUUUAUGCUAAUUACCCCUCUUUCUUCCCACCUCUCUCUUCGAGAUUCGUAGCCAAAUCCCUAUAGCGCCUAAAAUGAAACACCAAUUCAUUGCACCAAAUCUUAGUAUUGGCAUAAGGCAAUCAUAAAAUGAAACACUCGUCGAGAAUAAUAUUAUCCUCUUCCAUCCCUCCAAUCCCAACCCAAAAUCAAUCCAACUAUUCUUCAACCUUUUUCUCUUCUCGCUUGUUCCCUAUAUAUACCUCCACUUCCCCUCCCCAUUUCCACACAAACCAUUCAACCUUUCUAAACCCACCAUUGCCUACUGUUCAUCCUUCCUUCACAACCCCGUCAUUACUCACAUAUACUCGAUAAUCAAGACAAACAGAAAUGGAGCGAGUGUUCCAACUGGCGGCGGAGAGGCCGGUGGUGGUGUUCAGCAAGAGCACGUGCUGCAUGUGUCACACCAUCAAGACCUUGUUCUUCGACUUUGGUGUCAACCCCACCGUCUACGAGCUCGACCAGGUCCCCGGUGGCCGGGAGAUCGAGCAGGCCUUGGCUCGACACGGUGUUGCCGGUGACUUUCCUGUUGUGUUCGUCGGCGGGAACCUUGUCGGCGGUGCCAAUGAGAUCAUGACCCUUCAUCUCAAUGGUUCCUUGUCUGCCAUGCUCAAACGAGCUGGCGCUCUGUGGCUCUGAUCAUAUCAUGAGUCAAAUUUUGGCUAACUUUACUAUGCAUAAUGGAGUCUUUUUUCUUCUUCUUCUUCUUCUUCUUCUUCAUUAGUCAUCGUAAUAAUGACGAGGACGAUGAUGAUAAAACCUCUGCUUUUUUGGCUAAGCAUAGCAGAGGGAACUAAAAUGUAUACUUAUGAAUGUACGUAUAGAGAUUUCACGAAUUAGGCUUUUGCAGUGCUUUAUAAUGUAAUGCCUAAUGAUGAAUCUCACAACUUUUUGUAACAUCUCUAUCCACAUCUACUACUACUGCUACUAAUAUAUAAUAAAGUUUGAUAUAUGAGAGCUUUUCUUAUAUAUCUUCUUGUGGCUGUCCAUGAGUUGUUUGAUUGGUUUUCAUGAGAUUCAACUAGCUAUAACUAGCUACUUAAGCAUAAUUCAAACUGGGUAGGGGUCGUUUGGAUGGAUCAAUUGUGAAAUGAGACAAUUUGACCAAUUGUUUCAUUUUACAAAACGAGACAUGUAAAACGAGUCAAUUCAGAUUACCUGCCCCACCCCAGACAAUUGUAAUUGGCUCAAAAUGAGUCAAUUCAGAAUUCCCCAGCCCAAAUUGUUUCAUCCAAAUUUUCUGCUGCCAAACGGAUCAAUCUAGCACAAUUGACUCAAAACGAGACAAUUGUGUCAGAUUGAUCCAUUAGAAUUCCUCAUCCAAACGAUCCCUUAAGAGAAUCUUCAAGAUCUUGUAUGAUAUACCAAAGAAAUUACCUUCAUAAUUAAUGAUUAUAUAAAAAAAAUAUAAACCGAAGAAGCUAGCUAGCUAGGCUUAGGCUUAGCUCAUCAGGAAACAGACAGUGGAUAUAGGGAUGGCAACAAAACCCGAACCCACGGGUACCCACCCGACCCAACCCGGUCAACGCGGGUAAAAUCCGUGUUGACGGGUUUUGGGCCGGGUUUGGGUUUAAACCCGUUCACUAUUCAUCGGGUUGGGUUGGGUUUGGGUUUAGGUAAACCCGACCCAUGGGUACCCGCCCACACCCAUAUAAUUAAUUUUCUCGGUAUAUUUAAUAUUCUAAACAACUAAUCUUAUUUAUGUUUGUGGAGACAUGUCUAAUUUUUCUUUCUAAUUGUGUAGAACGAAGUUGAUGUUAUCGAGUGGAAAGUGAAGAAACUUAAUUGAAAGGAAGAAGUUUUCAAUUAAUCAUGUUAUUUAUGGAUAAUUUAUGAUUUGCUUCAAUUUUCUUGAGUUUUCUAGAUUGGUGUUGAACAAUUUGUAUAGUUAAUUUGUGAUUUGCUUGAAUUUCUAGAAUGGUGUUUUAUAUAUGAAUAAUUUGUAUUGAGAGAUUGAUAUUUGGUUUUAAUUUUGAUAGGAACUUGUUAUUGUAAUUUUUUACGAUAAAAACCCGUGGGUACCCAUGAACCCGCGGAUACCCAGCGGGUUGGGUUGGGUUUGAGUUUUUCAAAUCCAGUGGGUUUUAGCCCGGGUUUUUUUCACGGAUAAACCCAUGGGUUUGGGUUUGGCAAAACCCGACCCAACCCGACCCAUUGCCAUCCCUAAGUGGAUAUGGUCCAUGCAUAUUGCAAUAUACGUUGCUUGCAUGUCUCUCUCUGUGUUUAUUCCAUAUUUACCUCUAGCUAGCUGAUGCAAAAGUGCAAAUUGCUGCUUUGCAUUUUGGCCUCCAGGCCUACUAUAUAUAUUUUGAUUCGGGCUAGCUCAACCAGAGAGUAAUACGUACAUAUGGGUUCGACGAUUGGAUCAUAUCCAGAAGAAAUGCUCGGCCACGCAAGCUUUCAGAAGUCAGAACCAGACAAAACAGAAAAAAAAGGUGACCAUCGUGAUCACGGGGUUUUGGAAUUUGGAUGUAAUGGUGGGGCAAAUUGACAGAGCAACAUCAUAUAUGUAUGUAUGGAAGUGGAGAAAAGAAGCAGCUAGCGAGCGACGGUGGGAGGAGGAAUCACAUUCAACAAUAUUUUUCAAACAUAUUAAAUUAACCCUAGCUUAAGACUAGCGUACGUUGACAUCUUGUCUAACGCCUAAUUCGCCUAUACCUAGCUAGAUGGUGCAAGCAAAAAUAGGAGCUUAUACUAAAUGAUAUACAAUAGCAGCACUUUCUACUUCAGUUCGAAUGAUUAAUAAAAACCUACUUAACACGUAACAACAAGAAAGUGGUUAAUAGCUUGAACUAUUGAAAAAGAUUGACAGUGUAAGGGAGUGGUUAAAAUCUACACAUAUACCUCUACCAACAACGUAACUCGAGUUAUUCAGACCAGUUGGUGAAUUAUGACAUGGUAUCAGAGUCAGGUUGAAUAUGAAGUCAUAUGUUCAAGUCGUCACGACACCUGAUAUUAAUAGUCCAUUCCAGCACAUGCUAUGUUGCGCCUAUGCAAACUUCAAGUUCAUGAGUUGGCUUUCAAUUGAGGAAUGUGCAAACAAGUGGUUCAUAUCCAUAUAUGGACGUCAUCCCAACAACUCGAGUUAUGCAGACGAUUUUAUUAUUGAGAGAAGAUCUAAUUUAUAGAUAAUGUGUUUUUCUCUCUUUUGAUAUUGACUGACUAGCUCCAUCUAAUUACACGAGGUGUCAUCGUACUCCAUCAUUGUGUUUUGAAUACCCAGAUCACUAUGAAUCCCUUAACCGAAGCAUUUUUACCUUGCCUGACACACAUGCACACUUACGAGUCAUUUGCUUGAUGGUUUUGAUGAUGGAUUUGGUCAUAGAAAUCUAUCCAUUAUGGACACUUCAAUAGAAAUCCAUCGUUUGCCUUAGGGAAUUAGGGACAUGAAAUCUGUGGGGCCCACCUCUUUUGGGGUGCCAAAUCCGUGGACCCCACUGACUUGGAAGUUCCACCUCUUGAGGUGGAUUUGGGUGAUGGAUUAAAAUUCAUGAUGGUAAAUUACCUUUCUAUCCUUACUUAUUUCUUUAAUUUCAAAUUUGUCCUACUUUAUUUCAAUGUUCAUGCAACUAUAAACUUUUAUAGUGUCUUAUUUUAUAAAUAUGAGCAUUUAUCAUUUCGUUUUGAAAUAUCGUAUUUUAUUUAAAUAUGAAUGUAAUUGUUAGAUUCAACUAUAAACACCUUAUGAUCAUUGGCUGUCAAAUUCCAAAAUCGGGGAGUUAGCAAGAAGAUGAUGAGUUUUAGCAAUAAAGUGAGCAACUAAUUACAGUGCAGUUGAUAAUAAUAUUGCGUUCAUUAUUAGAUGAUUUGUUAAUUAGUGCCAAAAUGUAAUACAUUUCUAUAUUUGUAAUUGAAUUAUUAGUCCACAUAGUGGUAAAGUGUUUAAAAUUUCUUUGUAUGUUUUGGAUUUGUUUUUAAUGAAAAUUUUGGAUUAUA
Messenger RNA from Linum trigynum, 5383 nucleotides. Lineage: Eukaryota; Viridiplantae; Streptophyta; Magnoliopsida; Malpighiales; Linaceae. The record is from the annotation of a GenBank genome assembly.